Molecule: messenger RNA, 1624 nt
Organism: Elgaria multicarinata webbii
Lineage: Eukaryota; Metazoa; Chordata; Lepidosauria; Squamata; Anguidae
Gene: PIGL
Product: phosphatidylinositol glycan anchor biosynthesis class L
Exons: 7
Coding region: 14-805 (263 amino acids)
Biological process (GO): GPI anchor biosynthetic process
Cellular component (GO): endoplasmic reticulum
Molecular function (GO): N-acetylglucosaminylphosphatidylinositol deacetylase activity
Source: RefSeq, a predicted model, not a curated record
CUUUUUCCGCGUUAUGGCAGCAGCAGCGGUGGUGGCGGCGUUCGCUCUUCUCCUUCCUCUGCUGUGGCUGGUUUCUUCUUGGCGGCUGCGGCGGUGCCACACAGCGAAGUGGCCUGGGCGGGACGGCCGGACGCUAUUAGCCGACGGACCGGCGCGGCGCACAGAUGACGCGACCCGCGCCCUGUUCGUCACGGCGCACCCUGAUGACGAAGCGAUGUUCUUCGCCCCCACCAUUCUCAGUUUGGCUCGAGCCAGGCUGUGGCUGCUCUGCGGGUCCACAGGGAAUUACUACCAUCAAGGAGACGUCCGUAAAAAGGAACUCCUGGAGAGUUGCGCCGUGCUAGGGAUCCCUCCUUCCAAUGUCACCAUCGUAGACCACAGGGAUCUUCCAGACAAUCCAUCUGUCGAAUGGGACAUACGGUUGCUCUCUUCCCUGAUCCUCCAGCAUGUCGAAACCAACCGAAUCAAUCUGGUCGUGACCUUCGACGCCGGAGGAGUGAGCGGCCACACCAACCACCGGUCGCUCUACGCUGCGGUCAGGUACCUGCACACAGAGGGGAACCUUCCGGAAGGCUGUCGGGUCCUUACCCUGGAGACGGUUAACCUUUUCCGGAAGUAUAUCUCCAUCCUGGACGCCCCCAUCAGCUGUCUGCAGGGCCAAGACGUUCUCUUUGUGCUGACAGAAGAAGAGGCUGAACUGGCACAGAAAGCCAUGUGGUCCCACCGCAGCCAGCUCCUGUGGUUCCGCCGCCUGUACCUAUUCUUCUCUCGCUACAUGGUGAUCAACUCCCUCCGCUUCCUCUGACGGGAAAAGGGCCUUCGCUCAAGGCAUCGGGGGCGAUUCGGUGGCUUCGCGAGAGGCGUGGCGUUCCUCCGAGACCUCGCCGAGCUGAGGAACGGGACAGCGGCCGCUCCAGACUGACCUACACCAACGGCUGGGGAGCUGCCACCACACAGCCGACCCGGCUGUGCAAGUUCUCCCGUGUGGCUGUGCAGCGUUUCCCCUCCACCUGAUACCCAGAUUCCACCAGUUAUGUUUUUGCUGUAUUGACAGAAGCCCAGAAAACUAACGACGGUGUAUAUCGUACCCCCCCAAAAAAAAACCAGGUGGGGGAAGAGCUAUCCCAAGCGAGUGUACCAGGGCACUUUGUAAAUAUUUAAAAUAUCUCCUUUCUUAAAAAAAAGAAAAGAAAGCAUGCUGACUUGAAACAAUGACUGAGAGCGUUAUGCACUGAGGAGCUACUACACUGAAUUAAAUUCAGCAACGUAUGUGGAAGGAAGCUUGGAAAAUGCACUCGAAAUUUCUGUUGGCUGUGAACCUCCUCUUGGGACAGUUACACUUCUUUGGCCUGGCCUACCUUGCAGGGUUGUCGCGCAGAUGAAACGGCAGCCGCUUAACGCUAUCCCUUGUGCUUUUUGGAGGAAGGGGGGUUGUAGUGGUCGGAGUGUUGGACUAGGACCGGAUUUCAAAUCUCCCCUCAGCCACGAACCUCACCAGGUGACCCUGAGCCAACUGCACGCUCUUUCAGCGUAACCUACCUCGCAGGGUUGUUGGGAGGGAUAAAAUAGUCGUAGCGGGGUGGGGGGAGAACCACGCGUGGCGCCGUGGCGGAAGGGUGGAAUA